Linum tenue is the source of this 4459-nucleotide messenger RNA. Lineage: Eukaryota; Viridiplantae; Streptophyta; Magnoliopsida; Malpighiales; Linaceae. The record is from the annotation of a GenBank genome assembly.
AGAAAAUUCAAACAAACCAAAAAAAUAAACCAGGAAAUUGUGAACGAAGCAGGAACAAGAGAGAGAAGGUCAGAGAGAGAGAUCGAAGCAGCGGGAGGAGGAAAGGGAAAGAUAUUUUUUUUCUUCUUGUCACCCCCCUCUCUGUUCCAUCGACGUUACCCAGGAGGGGAUUUGCGUUCCCGAGGAGCAGAUUGAAGUUCGAAUAGGAUCACUACCCUUCCGGCGGGAUUGUGAAUCAGCGGUUUUCAAUUCCGAUCUCGGUGGCGGGGUUGGGAAGAGGCGGAGGAGGAGGAGGGAAAGAUGAGUGGCGGCAGCGGAUGGGAGAGGAUUAGGUCGACGAGAGGGGGAAGGUUGUCACGGGAAACGAGUUUGACAGGGCGGACGGCGAGGACGGUGAGGCUCGGCCGCGUACAGCCACAGGCGCCUGGUUACCGUACAAUUUACUGCAAUGAUCGCGAAGCCAAUCUCCCCGUCCGAUUCAAGGGGAACUCUAUAUCGACGACAAAGUACAACUUCUUGACCUUUCUACCCAAAGGGUUGUUUGAACAGUUCAGGCGGGUGGCUAACUGCUACUUUCUCUUUAUUUCUAUUCUCUCAAUGACACCUAUCAGUCCUGUUAAUCCAGUGACAAAUGUCGUCCCCCUUAGCUUGGUGCUUUUUGUUUCUCUGAUCAAGGAGGCAUUCGAGGACUGGAAACGCUUGCAGAAUGAUAUGGUGAUAAACAAUAAUCCUGUAGAUGUGCUGCAUGAUCAAGUAUGGGAAACUAUUCCUUGGAAGAAGUUGCAGGUUGGAGACAUUGUCAGGAUUAAGCAGGAUGGAUUCUUUCCUGCAGAUCUGCUUUUCCUAGCUAGUACAAAUGCAGAUGGUGUCUGUUAUAUCGAGACUUCGAACUUGGAUGGUGAAACAAACUUGAAGAUUAGAAAAGCUGUGGAAAGGACUUGGGAUUAUUUGAUCCCAGAGAAAGCUGUUGAAUUUAAAGGUGAAGUGCAGUGUGAGCAGCCAAACAACUCAUUGUACACUUUCACUGGCAAUCUUAUCAUCGAAAACCAAACGCUUCCUCUUUCUCCAAACCAACUUCUGUUGAGAGGUUGCAGUCUUAGAAAUACUGAGUACAUUGUUGCGGCUGUUAUCUUUACAGGACACGAAACAAAGGUAAUGAUGAAUUCCAUGAAUGUUCCAUCCAAAAGGAGUACAUUGGAGAGAAAACUUGACAAGCUUAUUCUUACUCUUUUCGGAACUCUCUUUGGUAUGUGCCUGGUUGGAGCCAUAGGAAGUGGGAUAUUCAUAAGUAGUGACUACUACUACCUUGAGCUUCAAAGAGGAGUAGGAUUGGAGUUUAACCCUAGCAGCCGUUUUUCGGUUGUCGUUCUAACAUUGUUUACACUACUCACUCUCUACUCAACAAUCAUUCCCAUUUCUUUAUAUGUCUCUAUUGAGAUGAUCAAGUUUAUUCAGUGUGCUCAAUUCAUCAACAAGGAUUUGCACAUGUAUCAUGUUGAAACCGACACCCCAGCAUUGGCUAGGACUUCGAAUUUGAAUGAGGAGCUUGGACAGGUGGAAUAUAUAUUUUCAGACAAGACUGGAACUUUAACGCGGAAUUUAAUGGAGUUCUUUAAGUGUUCGAUUGGAGGAGAGGUUUAUGGAACUGGUUUCACUGAGAUAGAGCGGGGUGGGGCACAAAGGAUUGGUGCUAAGCUUCAAGAAGCACAGAGAUCACCCCAUGCAGUGCAUGAGAAAGGGUUCAAUUUCGAUGAUUCUAGGAUAAUGCGAGGAGCUUGGAGGAAUGAGUCUAAUCCUGAUGUAUGCAAGGAAUUUUUCAGGUGCCUUGCUAUAUGCCAUACUGUACUUACUGAAGGUGACGAGUCCCCUGACAAGAUUACAUACCAAGCUGCAUCUCCUGAUGAGGCUGCUCUUGUCACUGCUGCAAAGAAUUUUGGUUUCUUCUUCUACAGGUUGACAACUGCAAUGAUGCUGUGUUCUGCAUUUUCUCUUCUCCUUGUGAAUUUAUGAGCUUACAUUUUAUCAGAGAAGAUGUUCAGUUCAAACUAGAUGUCUAGGCUAGCCAAUCUGUCAUCAGUGGGAGGAAACCAAAUACUGAUUGCUAAUGGUUUCAUUUCGUCAGGCGUACCCCUACUAUGAUAUACGUUCGUGAAUCUCAUGCGGAGAAGAUGGGGACUAUUACAGAUGUUCCUUAUGAGAUUUUGAAUGUUCUCGAGUUUAACAGCACAAGGAAGCGACAGUCCGUUGUUUGUAGGUACGCAGAUGGUAGACUUGUAUUGUACUGCAAGGGUGCCGACACUGUAAUUUAUGAGAGACUGGCUGCCGAGAGCGAUGAGCUUAAGAAGAUAACUCGGGAACACUUGGAGCAGUUUGGAUCUGCUGGGUUGCGUACUCUCUGCCUUGCCUAUAAGGAUUUACACCCAGAAACAUAUGAAAGCUGGAAUGAGAAGUUUAUCCAAGCUAAAUCUUCUCUUAGAGAUCGCGAGAAAAAGCUUGAUGAGGUGGCGGAACUUAUAGAAAAGGAUCUCAUCUUGAUUGGGGCCACAGCUAUAGAAGACAAGCUUCAAGAAGGGGUACCAACUUGUAUAGAGACUCUUGCUAGAGCUGGAAUUAAGAUUUGGGUCCUGACAGGUGACAAGAUGGAAACUGCAAUAAAUAUUGCUUACGCUUGCAACUUGAUUAACAAUGAUAUGAAACAGUUUAUCAUCAGUUCAGAAACUGAUGCGAUUCGAGAAGUAGAAGAAAAGGGUGACCAGGUAGAAAUUGCACGGUUUAUGAAGGAAGAAGUUAAAGGAGAGCUCAAAAGGUGUCUCGAGGAAGCGCAACACUCUUUGUGCACUGUAUCUGGACCCAAGUUGACACUUGUUAUUGAUGGAAAGUGUUUAAUGUAUGCAUUGGACCCUAGCUUGCGUGUAAUGCUGCUAAAUCUGAGUCUGAACUGCAGUUCAGUGGUCUGUUGUCGAGUUUCGCCUCUGCAGAAAGCUCAGGUUACUAGCCUAGUCAAGAAAGGUGCGCGGAAGAUAACCCUUAGUAUUGGAGAUGGUGCUAAUGAUGUUAGCAUGAUUCAAGCUGCCCACAUUGGCGUUGGAAUAAGUGGGCUGGAGGGUAUGCAAGCAGUCAUGGCUAGUGACUUUGCAAUUGCCCAGUUUCGGUUUCUUACAGAUUUACUUUUGGUACAUGGACGGUUGUCUUACCUCAGGAUAUGCAAGGUGAUCACCUACUUUUUUUACAAGAAUCUUACAUUCACUCUGACGCAAUUUUGGUUCACAUUUCAUACCGGCUUCUCUGGUCAAAGGUUUUAUGAUGAUUGGUUCCAGUCAUUGUAUAAUGUCAUCUUUACCGCUCUUCCAGUGAUUAUUGUUGGGCUUUUUGACAAGGAUGUUAGUACGGCAUUGUCGAAGAAGUACCCUGAACUGUACAAGGAGGGGAUAAGAAACAUGUUCUUCAAGUGGCGAGUUGUGUGGACGUGGGCUUUUUUCUCCGUUUACCAAUCUCUGAUCUUCUAUCACUUUGUGACGAUCUCUGGUACUAGUGGUAAAAAUCUCUCGGGAAGGAUGUUUGGACUUUGGGAUGUUAGCACAAUGGCAUUCACUUGUGUUGUGAUCACUGUCAAUUUACGGCUUCUUCUGAUGUGCAAUUCAAUAACAAGAUGGCAUUACAUUAGCGUCGGUGGAAGUAUUCUGGCAUGGUUUGUCUUCAUUCUUAUCUACUCACUGCUACGGGAGAAUGUUUACUUCGUCAUUUAUGUUCUGAUGGGGACAUUCUAUUUCUACCUUACAAUAAUUCUUGUGCCCAUUGUUGCUCUUCUUGGAGACUUCAUCUAUCAAGGGGUGGAGAGAUGGUUCUUCCCAUACGACUAUCAGAUAGUACAAGAGAUGCACCGAAAUGAUCCCGAAGACAACUCAAGGGCUGGGUUAUUGGAGAUUGGGAACCGCCUGACCCCACAGGAGGAAAGAAGCUAUGCGAUAGCUCAACUACCAAGAGAGCUAUCCAAACACACAGGCUUCGCCUUUGAUUCCCCAGGUUACGAGUCGUUUUUCGCUGCCCAGCUGGGUGUCCACGCCCCCCAGAAGGCGUGGGAUGUUGCCAGAAGAGCCAGCAUGCGGGGGAAGCCAAAGCCAUCGAAGAAGCACUGAAUGAAGUUUCUGGGAACACAGAUGUGUUGUACAAAGAAGAAUUUUUGUAGUCCGUCCUCCACAGCUUGCUGACUUGAUUGAGAUAUCCCUUAGAAGUAAAAGGAAACGAUAAGUUUGUAUAUUUAUUUAGAUGCCUAUCACCUGUUUGAGAAGAGUCCCCACCCAUAUUAUCCUCAGUUUCUUGGACCAUAGAUGUAUUCUUUGGAGGGGUUUAGCCGUGUCAUUAUUAGGGUAUUUUUGUCCCAGCUGUACAGCUAAUGUUAUAUUUUUAAUGGAAUACACAGAAAAUCCAUUGUUCUGAAGAAGUUUGAUAUAGAUCCACC